AUGGAAAUAAUUAUUGUAUUCAAUGAAUCAAAUGAGAGACAACCGUCAAAAAUUGCUGCUUUCUCUGGUAAUGGUUUCAUUUUAAAUAAAUUAAAAAAUCGACCAAUUACAAGUACUGAAGAAAGAAUUGAAAUUGAAUUUCAAACGAAACAAUCAAAUUCAAGUUUGUUUUGUGCAGGUAGUGAAACGCAAUUACUUCGUUUAGAUAUAGUCAACGGGCUACUCAAAGUAUUUCUACACUUGCCAAUCACCGAAACCGACAUUCAAUUAAAUUUAGCAGAAGGAAAUGAUGCAAUUACUCAAAAUCAUGGCAUUUACCGAAAGAACAAACUAUCAAGUUUAUUUCAGUUGGAUAUAUUGAUUCAAUCGAAGCUAGACCCAACAUUACGACUAGACGAUAACCAAUGGCAUUCUAUAAUAUUGGCAAGAUCAAACUCAUUGUUACAAGUAUACAUAGAUAACGACUUGGUAUUUACACGUCUGCUUGGUUCAUCUAAUUAUCAACGUUUAUAUUUAUUACAUACACAAAUUAUUGUUUUAGGUGGACCAUAUAAAUUAGGUGAUAUAUUUCAAAUGAAUUCAAUGGAGAUUGUAUCAGAUAAUAAUUUUAUCGGUUUUAUUUCUAAAGCGGUUUUUCAAGCCGACUCACUUGAAAUGAAUAUUCUAGAAUUUACUUUAUCUAAUUUACAUGGUUUUCGAAUUCAAUCAAUAUACCCUUUAACGAAUAAAACUUAUCAUCAUCAUGAUUAUCAAACUAAUGAAAUUCAAUCUUAUACUAUUGAACCUAUUGAGUUUAUACAAAUAUGUCAUUUAAUCACUAUCAUGAAUCAAAUGAUUACAUCAUCAAUUUCUUUUAAUUCAACCAUAUUUGAUGACGAUGAUGAUGAUCAUAUGUUUAUUAUAUUAAAAUUGCCAACAUUGAAUUUAUUACAAAAUUCUAUUGAAUGUAUUCAACAAAAUGUAAAAUCUACAAACAAUUUAAUUCAUACAUUAAAAUGGAUUCAUAUAGAAAUACAAUUUAAUCAAUAUACAAAUCAACAAAAUGGUUUAUUAUUUUUAUUAAAUGAUGAUACUACUAAUAAAUUAAAACAUUAUAGUUUAAUUCAAAAUGAUCAUCAACAAAUAAUCAAUAAAUAUCAUUUUAAUAAGAAUAUAUUGAUUGGUGCCGAAUUUCGUAAUAAUCAAUUAUAUAUUAUUAUACAAAAAAAUAAACAAAUAUGGUUUAAUAUAAAAUUAAAUUCAAAAUUCAAUCAAUUAUCAUUAUUACAUAAUCGAUAUAAAUUACUAAUUAAAUAUACAAUGAUUUGGUUAAUCAAUAAAAAUAAUAAUCAAUCAUUAAAUGAUUUAUGGCCAUUAGUCAAAAUACAAUAUGAUGAUGAUACAAUCGAUAAUUGGAUAACUGUUGGUCCAAAUAAUCAAUAUAGUGAUGAUAAUAAUAGUAAUGAUAUCCAUUUAACAGUAUUAAAUAAUGAACAAGAAUUGAAAUUAAUGAAAAAUUUAAAAAUAGUCAAUCAAGUUUAUCAAAACAUUUGGCAGAAUACAUUAUGGUUUGGUAGAACUAUCUAUUUAGGUGGUAUUAAUUAUACAAAAUCGAUUGAAAAUGGAUUAUUUAUACCAGGUAUUCAGAAUAUUCAUAAUAAAUAUCAACAUUUUCAAGGUUGUAUUACUAGGGUAACAAUUAAUGGUUUACGCUUGGAUUUACAAUCAGCUUUUCAAGCACGUAUACGUUAUUUACAAAGUAUCCAACAUGAAAAAAUUCAUACAAUUACAAAAUUUUCUUUACCCUUUAAGUGUGACAAUAAUAAUGUGACAACAGAAAUGUUCUCAAAUAUUUGCUCAUCAUUUGAUUCUGAUAAAUUAUCAUGUUCAUUAAAUAAACAAUAUCAUCAUCAUCACCAUCAUUAUCAUUAUUAUUAUUAUCAUCGAAGAGAGAGAUUAUUAAAUUCCUAUUUGUAUAACUUCACUGAAUUAAAAGAUUCUACACCAAUUAUACAUUUUAAUGGAUUACAAUUAAUACGUAUACAAUUGCCUGUUCAACAAUAUUCAUCAUUAUUAUGGAUUGUAUUUAUGUUUCAAACGAAUUAUUUAAAUGAAACUAUUUUAUAUACAAUACCUAAUAUACAAUAUGAAUUAAAUAUGAUAGAUAAGUUUAUAUCAAAGAAAAUAGAUAAGAAGAUGUUCACAUAUGAAGAAAUAAAUCAAUUUAUUUUACCUGUACAACAAUUAAAACAACAACAAAAAACAAUGAAUCAACAAUUCAUUUACAAUGAGACGGUUGACAACUUUCAAAUAUCACUUGUAAAUGGUUAUAUUCAUGUGAAAUAUAUUAUCAGUAAUAAACAUGAAGUAUAUGAAUUACCUGUCUUUUUAUCCGAUGGAAAAUGGCAUUAUUUUGAAUUGAUUCAUAACAAUUCAUAUAUAACUGUUUAUUUGGAUAAAAAUGUAUUUAGUCAAAGGACAAAUUUAACCAUUACAGAAUUACCUGUUCAACAAAUAAUUAUCGGAUCAUCCAAUUUAUAUGAAUCGUCAUUAUUGCCAAUAAAUUCUAGGGUUAACCAAAUUACUGGUUAUAAUGGUAUGAUUGCGCAUUUUUUAUACAAUGGUAUCGAAUUAAUGUCAUACAAGAAAAAACAUGUACACAUUCAAUAUCCAUUAAAUGAAAGUAAUUUAGAAAAUAACUUUGAAUUUACACUUCAUCAGUGGGUGGUUGAAUUUACUGCUCAAUUAUUUGAAUAUAACGUAGGAUAUAAGCCAACCAGUUAUGACUUCCCUGUACAAUUUAAACAAUCCAAAUGUUAUCUUUCAAUAAUCAAUAAACAUUUCGAAAAUGUGCCAUUACUUUUUAGGUUUUCUUUUAAAACAUCAAUUGAUCAAGGUAUUUUAUUAUUUAUUUUAAACAAAUUAAAUGACAAUUUUCUACUUAUUGAAUUAUUCAGUGGUCAUUUAUUAUUCUCAAUACAUUUUAAUAAUGAACUAAUAACAAAGAAAAUAACAACAUUGUCAAUAAAUAAAGGAGUAUUGUUUAAUGAUUCACAAUGGUAUACAGUUGAAUUAUUACAAGAGAAUAAAGUAAGUGACAUAUUGACAAUUCGAAUAAAUACACAAACAUCAAUUGAGACAUUCACUAAUUUAGAUUUAAAUGAAUUGCUUAAUUAUAAACAAUCAUUUUCAAAUUAUGUAAUCAAUAUUGGUGGUUGUUCUAUGUCAGAUUUUAUGAAAUUUCAAGGUAAAAUCAAAUCUAGAUUUGGCUUUCAAGGUUGUAUUGCCAAUUUCCAAUUGAAUCACCAUCCAACAAUCAAUCUUCUACAAAUGGCUAAAAUUUAUCCGAGUCUUGAUUGUAAUGAUCAUAUAGUAUAUGGAUGUGAAUCAAUGACUUCUGGUUGUGCAUCAUCACAAAAUAGAAAUAAUAAUAUCUAUCCAUUUCAAUCAAGUCUUCAUGAGUUUGAAUCUAGCGAUGAUUCGAGAAAUGUAUAUAUGUGUUAUAAUGAUGGAGAAUGUUUGGACAAAUUAAAUACAUUUUAUUGUGCAUGUGAUUUGACUACGUUUCAAGGUCAUCAGUGUAACGAAGUUGGUACGACUUUGCACUUUGGUAAAAUCGGUUCACUCAGUGCCUAUUUGUUCAAUUCCAAUGAAACUUUAACUAAUGCAAAACAAUAUACUGGAUUUGUACAAUUUGAAAUUGAGUACAAUGAUUUAUAUACCGUAAAUGAUAUAUUCACUUUCGGACUACAAUUAGAUAUAAAAAGGUUGCAUCAUACUGACAAGUUGAAAUCAAUUGAUAGUGAUUUUAUCACUUUGUUAUUUGCUGGAAAUCAAUUUCAAAAUAACUUGACUUAUCUUCAUAUCUAUUUGGAACAAGGAUAUUUAAAAAUGAAAUUUUUAUUGGAUGGUUCAAUGAUUGUUAUUGAUGGUCCAAAGAUCAAUGUACAAGAUGGAUAUUAUCAUAGGAUUCGGGGAAUUAGAUCCAGAAAUCAGAUUCUUCUUGAAGUAGAUCAAUAUCAAACUGUUUAUCGUUUGUACAAUGAAUUUACUUCACUUUUGAAAACACGUUUUGUUUGGUUGGGUCAUUCACCAUUGUCAAAUUGUUCGGAUUUCAUACAAGGUUAUGUAACAGGUAUAUAGUUUAUUUCGUUUAAUUCUGUGAUUAUACAUAUUGUUUUUAUUAUGCAUAUAUUUGGAACGUUCAGCAUUUAGUAGAUCAGUAUCUGACUUGAAUAUAUAUAUUGUGUGCCGAGGAGAGUGUGAAAAGCAAUACAUGUGAGAGAGCUGACGACUCAGUAUAUGGAAUGAAAUUAUAUUUAUGAAGGAAGGCAAUCAACAAUGAAUAGCAAUAAUGCGAGAGUAAGACUAGGACAAUCUAAUAAUUGAAACUAGGAAUUAACAGUAAAAUGUUCCGAACAUAAUACUUAUUAACAAAUCUUGUAAUAUAUAUCAAUACUAAUUCAUAUUGCUUAGUUUUAUAUUGAAAAGCACCUUUAUCCAUCUACCUUUUUUGCACCUAUUAUAUUUCAGAUUCCAUAGGAAUGUAAUGUUCCUUUAAAAAACACUUUUUCUAAAACAAUCGCAUUCAUUCAGCGUUCUUUGGGAGAUAAGAGUUGAAAUAAUUUUGGCAUUUAACACGUAUGAUCGCCUAAAAUGUCUAUCAGAGCAUUAAGAAAAGGCUAUUAUAGUUCUCUGUGAUAUUCUAUCUGUGAAAAAAGUAUCUUUACUGAAGUCGAAUUUUUAAAAACAGGGUUUACUAUAAUGGAUUACGGUUAACUGAUCUUGCAUCUGGUUUACAGCAUCUGGCAUUUGUUAAAGUUACGCGAUACGCUGAAGUAGAGUAUACAAAUACAUUUCAAUUGAAAUUAGGACCAAAUAGUCCAUUUUACACUAAAUCCAAUCUACGGAAAAGAAAAAAACCAUUACAACUGUCGAAAUCUACAUCUUCAAUCUUCAGUCCACUUUCAAUUUCAAAUGAUUUUAUUACAGAUUUCAAUAAACCUAAUACAAAUGGAAAUAAAUGUUCAUCAUGUAUAAACAAAGACGAUUUUUCACGGAAUCCAUCACCACUUGUAUCAUCAUCAUCAUCAUCAUCAUAUUCAAAUGAUUUACAACCUAAUUCUGAAAUUCAACCAACCAUAAUAACAUUUACAAAAUCAUUAAAUAUUUGGUUAUUUAUUUGUUUAAUUUUAACAGGUUUAAUUUUAAUCAGUUCAUUUGGUUUCCUUAUUUAUCGUUGUACACAACAUAGAUAUAUUGAAGAAUAUAACAAUCAUAUUGAACAUCAUGAACAAUCUACUUCAACAAAUGAACCACAUUUAUUACAAUCAAUAGAGAAUGUUAAAAUUAAUCAAUUAGGGAAACAAGAAUACUAUGAAAAUAAUCAUUAUUCUCAAAAUCAAUUACAACAAAAUAUUUCAUUCUAUCAUACAGGGUAUUUAAAUGAUCAUAGAAAUGAAUUGAAUUCAAUAAUACCUUCUUCAUUUUCUAUUCGUAAUGAUCAAUAUGCAAAUGAUAAAAUUGAUAGUUUAUCAACAUCUUUAUAUAUAGACAAUGUAAUUCCAUCAAAUCGAAAUGAAACUUAUACUAGUCAGAAUAAAUUACAACAUGAAUUCAAUAAUCAACAAAUUGAUGAUUAUAAAUUAGAUAGAUAUGUAAAUUUAUCUACUUGGUCUACAAUACGAAAUAAUAAUAAUAAUAAUAAUAAUAAUAAUAAUAAUAAUAAUAAUGGUAAUAUCUUAAAACAUUCCGAUUUCUUUACUUAUCAUCCUCAUCAACACAAAUCUAGUAUAAAUCAUCUUACAUUUGUACAAAGUAGACCAGCAAUGUAAGAUAUGUAUCAUGUAUGUAUAUGUGUGUGUGUGUUUGUUUGAUUACAUGUCUCCAUGUUAGGUUAAUUAUAUUAUAUUAUGUUUUGGUUAUUACAUAUUGAUGUAAUAAAACAUAAUUUAUGUUACCUCUUUGUAUUUAUGCUUAUUUUUGUGUGUGUGUGGGUAUCAUUCAAAAGCUAAAUACAGAUAAAGCUAUUCAACAGGGUAUGCUGAUAUUCCAUUUGAUCAGUACAUAUAUUAAAAUAUAAUUUAGACAAGUUGAAUACUAUAAAUCUCUUUUAUUUUCCUCUUAUAAUUAAUUUGUUUUAAAGUUAAUUGUUCUAUAUUAUUAUAUUACUAUUAUAUAAAAAGAUUAUUUCUUUCCAUGUUGUUAACCUUUUUUAUUGUGUAUACAAGUAAAAGUCUAAUUUUCUAUACACAAACAGUCUCUACAAAAAAAAUAUAAUCACAAUUCUGUUGCUAUGACAACGAAAAUUCACAUUAUUUUCAACAGAUCAUUCAUUAUUCAAUGUUGAUUUCUAACGUAAAAAAAACACUUAUGAUUCUAUCAAUUCAAUGAAUUAAAUAAUAUUCAUCAUUUCAGUUUUAUAUAAUGAAAUUGUAGUACAUUUUCUAUGAAAUAAUUUAUUUUAUUGAUUUUUAUUAAAUACAAAUAAUAAUAAUAAUUAUUAUUAU
Messenger RNA from Schistosoma bovis, 6488 nucleotides. NCBI's taxonomy places the organism in Eukaryota, Metazoa, Platyhelminthes, Trematoda, Strigeidida, Schistosomatidae. The record is from the annotation of a GenBank genome assembly.